AUGAGUGAAGUUGCGAGUUCAUCGUCUUCUACAUCGAGAUCCUACUCUCAUAAGAGCCCCGAGGCGAGAAGUCGAGAUUUGGUCUUUCCAGCACAUAAACCAAUACCAGAUAGGCCUAUAGGAGUCCCAAGGCAAGGUGGAACGAAAGUACCUGUAAAGAAAAUACCAAUUAGACUUCUAAAAGAUAAACCCGAGGUUCCUGAAAAUUACGAAAAUGACGCGUGGUUGAGGCUUCAAGCGGCUGUUAAAGCUAUACUUUCUCAUCGACCUAUAAACGAAAGCCUCGAAGAACUUUAUAAAGAUUGCAAAAAUCUUUGUUCCCAAAAACAAGCCUCUUUGUUAUAUACCAAGUUAUUUAGUGAAAUAGAGUCACAUGUAACAGAAGAAAGGAAUAAGCUAGUUACGUUAGUAUUGUAA
Molecule: messenger RNA, 417 nt
Organism: Acaulospora colombiana
Lineage: Eukaryota; Fungi; Glomeromycota; Glomeromycetes; Diversisporales; Acaulosporaceae
Source: the annotation of a GenBank genome assembly